CACUUCCUGUCGUACGUACGCUUGGUCGUCAGCUGGAGAACUCGCCAGAGAGGCAGACAGCUCCCUCCCGGCCCAGCGCCGCUCCCUAUCAUCGGAAAUUUGCUGGACAUGCCGGAAACGAAAAAGUGGCUGGGGUUUCAAGAUCUUUUCGCCAAGUAUGGUAACAUCGUGCACUUGAACAUCCUCGGAAAUCACAUCGUCACGAUUGGCGAUGCCAGUGUGGCCCAGGAGCUGCUGGAGAAACGGUCCGCAAAUACGUGCGACCGGCCGUCGAGCGUGGUGAUCCCUCUCAUCGGGAACGACGUGUCGUUCAGCGUCAUGCCCUAUGGGCAGUGGUGGAGGGACCACAGGCGCGCUUUCUGGCAGGUCUUCCACCCUGGCGCUAUACGGGGCUACCGAGACACUGAACGGGCAUUUCUGCACGACUUUCUCCGAAACCUCGUUGCCUCUCCUCAAGACAUAGAACGGCACAUCCGGUAUUUGUUCGCGGCGACCAUGUUGAAGGUCUUAUAUGGUCUCGAUGUCCAGGAAGAAGAGGGCGAGCUCAUUGACAGGAUCCAUGAAACGAUCAACUGCACUACGUCAGUUAUGAUCAACAAACACGCCGUCGAUGUCUUCCCCUUCUUGCGGCACCUACCUGCUUGGGUCCCAGGCGCAGGCUUUCAGCGCGUGUUUGCUGAAUGCAAGGCUGCCGUAGCAUACGCCAAAGAGAUGCCGUUCACCAGGAUGAAGGCGUUCUUGGGCGCCGGCCAACUUGGAAGCACCUCGUCCGCGCUUGCCGUCUUGUUGUCCAGAAUAGAUGACACGGUCGACUCUGCGAAAAGUGCGUACCAAGAAGACAUCGCCAAGGACGUUGGUCUGGUGGCUUUCGAAGCUGGGGCCGAUACGUCAUUUUCGAUGUUACAAGGGAUUUUCCUCGCUAUGUCUCUUUACCCGGAGGUGUUGAAGAAGGCUCAAGUUGAGCUUGACGCGGUGGUCGGUCCCCACCGCUUACCCGACUUCGAGGAUCGGGACGCGCUUAUCUACGUCAACGCCAUAAUCAGGGAGGCUCUACGGUGGCAUGUUGUGACACCACUGUCUGUACCUCAUUGCACACUCGAGGACGAUGUGUUCAACGGAUACUUCAUACCUGCCGGCACCACCAUCCUGGCGAACGUCUGGGCGAUGCUGCACGAUCCAGCGGUAUACGAGGACCCGAAGGAGUUUCGGCCCGAGCGCUUCAUCCGAGAUGGCGUACUGGACCCUACUGUCCGUGACCCGUAUCUAGUCGCCUUCGGAUAUGGAAGAAGGAUAUGUCCCGGGCGUCACUUCGCGGAUGAUGCCCUCUACAUAACUAUUGCGUCUGUUCUGCACGUCUUCGACAUUGGACCUCCGCUUGAUGGGAGUGGGCAGCCGAUACAUGUCAAGUACGAACAAACGGAUGGCGUGAUCACGAGCCCCAAGGAUUGUCGAUGCGUAGUGCGGCCACGUUCGGAGCAAGCCCGCGCUCUCGUCUUCGGGGCAUGA
This is a messenger RNA of Trametes versicolor FP-101664 SS1, 1506 nucleotides long. RefSeq names its product cytochrome P450. NCBI's taxonomy places the organism in Eukaryota, Fungi, Basidiomycota, Agaricomycetes, Polyporales, Polyporaceae. Gene Ontology annotation, molecular function: iron ion binding; heme binding; oxidoreductase activity, acting on paired donors, with incorporation or reduction of molecular oxygen. The record is from RefSeq and is a predicted model, not a curated record. The transcript has 10 exons. The coding region runs from base 109 to 1506 and encodes 465 amino acids.